UCACUGCACGCCGAGCACGCUAGCCCUUGAUGAGUGGGUGCGGAGAGCCCGUACUUCCUUUUCUCCUCGCUGCAAAUGUCGGAAAGAAACAUGCCGGCCAAGGGCCCCCUGCAGUCCGUGCAGGUUUUCGGACGUAAGAAAACGGCAACUGCGGUUGCCCACUGCAAAAGAGGUAAUGGCCUCAUUAAAGUCAAUGGAAGACCACUGGAACUGAUUGAGCCUUCCACCCUGCAGUACAAGCUGCUGGAGCCUGUUCUUCUCUUGGGCAAGGAGCGAUUUGCUGGUGUUGACAUCAGAGUCCGUGUGAAGGGUGGUGGACACGUUGCACAAGUCUACGCCAUCCGUCAAGCUAUUUCCAAGUCCCUUGUGGCUUAUUACCAGAAAUAUGUUGAUGAGGCUUCCAAGAAGGAAAUCAAAGACAUUCUCAUUCAGUAUGACAGGACUCUUCUAGUUGCAGAUCCUCGUCGUUGCGAGUCCAAGAAGUUCGGUGGACCUGGAGCCCGUGCUCGCUACCAGAAGUCUUACCGUUAAAUCAUUGUACAUUUUCUUUCAAUAAACAGUUUGAAAACUAUG
Molecule: messenger RNA, 573 nt
Organism: Bufo bufo (common toad)
Lineage: Eukaryota; Metazoa; Chordata; Amphibia; Anura; Bufonidae
Gene: RPS16
Product: ribosomal protein S16
Exons: 6
Coding region: 76-531 (151 amino acids)
Biological process (GO): translation; maturation of SSU-rRNA from tricistronic rRNA transcript (SSU-rRNA, 5.8S rRNA, LSU-rRNA)
Cellular component (GO): cytosolic small ribosomal subunit; ribosome
Molecular function (GO): RNA binding; structural constituent of ribosome
Source: RefSeq, a predicted model, not a curated record